Molecule: messenger RNA, 3201 nt
Organism: Ruditapes philippinarum (Manila clam)
Lineage: Eukaryota; Metazoa; Mollusca; Bivalvia; Venerida; Veneridae
Product: S-adenosylhomocysteine hydrolase-like protein 1
Biological process (GO): L-methionine cycle
Cellular component (GO): cytosol
Source: RefSeq, a predicted model, not a curated record
GUACUGAUUGAGACAUUGGUCCAUUUAGGUGCAUCUGUGAGAUGGGCUGCCUGUAAUAUCUACUCCACCCAGAAUGAGGUAGCAGCUGCCCUGGCAGAAUCAGGUUACCCAAUAUUUGCCUGGAAGGGCGAGACUGAGGAAGAUUUCUGGUGGUCUAUUGAUAAAUGUGUCAAUGCUGAUGGCUGGCAACCAAACAUGAUUUUGGACGAUGGUGGUGAUGCGACUCAUCUUAUGUUGAAAAGGUACCCAGCCUUGUUCAACAUGGUGAAAGGUCUGGUAGAGGAAAGUGUGACUGGUGUGCACCGACUUUACCAACUGUCAAAGGGUGGCAAACUUACCGUACCAGCUAUGAACGUCAAUGACUCUGUAACAAAGACAAAGUUUGACAACUUGUAUAGCUGCAGAGAAUCUAUUUUAGAUGCAUUGAAGAGAACUACUGACAUCAUGUUUGGAGGGAAACAGGUGCUAGUCUGUGGAUAUGGUGAGGUUGGGAAAGGUGUGGCUUCAGCAUUAAAAGGUUUAGGAGCUAUUGUCAUGGUAACAGAGAUUGAUCCUAUCUGUGCUUUGCAGGCAAGUAUGGAUGGGUUUCGUGUUGUACGAGCUGACGAGGUCAUUAAGAAUAUUGACGUGUUAAUCACGUGUACUGGAAACAAGAACGUGGUAAAUCGUGGACACAUGGACAGAAUGAAGACAGGAUGUAUUGUGUGUAAUAUGGGACAUUCCAAUACUGAAAUUGAUGUGAAUAGUUUACGUACUCCAGAUUUGACAUGGGAGAAAGUUCGUUCACAAGUAGAUCAUGUUAUAUGGCCUGAUGGCAAGAGAAUAAUCUUGUUAGCUGAGGGUCGUCUUGUAAACUUGAGUUGUUCAAGUGUGCCAUCGUUUGUUGUUUCUAUCACAGCAGUUACUCAGGCGCUAGCUUUAAUAGAACUGUAUAAUGCACCUGCCGGCAGAUACAAGCAAGAUGUCUACCUCUUACCAAAGAAAAUGGACGAGUAUGUUGCUCUCCUUCAUUUAACCACAUUUGAUGCACAUUUAACUGAGCUCACUGAUGAACAAGCCAAAUAUCUCGGACUCUCAAAGACCGGCCCAUUCAAGCCCAACUAUUACAGGUACUAAUAAUAGCACAGUUUAGGAAACCUAACAAUCAUUGGAUCGAGGAUUUACACAUGGAGUUAGGAUGUAUCUCACUUGUAUCACAUCAACUGGAUUGUCCUGAAACUAAUCACAAUACAGAAUAAUAAAAGACAAAAUCACCAGACUAUUCACAACUCCACAGUUAUAUCUCAAUAUCUGACAGAUUUCAUUAUUUAUUCGAGACUGGCUAUCAAGAUUAUGUGAUGUGACUGGUUUAUCACAUUUUUACCAGUAGACUGGUUUGUUUUCUUAUAGACUGAGAUACCGAUUAUUCAUGACUUUAAUUGUAUACUGCUUUCUAAUUUAAUGAUCUUCACAUGUUUUGCAAUAACUGUUAAUAUGUUUAGAAAAUUUGCACUGUCAUUAUGAUUAUGAAAUUUCUUCGCUAAAUUACUUGUUUUCUUGAUCAAAAUUGUUUCAUGUGUAUAAAAACGUGUAAUUUUCAAUUUUAUUCUAGAGUCACAUUCUGCAUAACUGCAUUCCAUGAUAGAAUAAAUAUACAAAUGUAUAGAGUAAAAUUUACAAAUUUUUGCGUUUAGAUAAGAAAUUUUUUAUAACGAAAGAUGACAAGUUUGUGGAUAAAUUUUGUUUUUGAUACGAUAUAUGUUGCUAUGGUAACAUUGUUUUAGUUGUUAUAGCAAUUAAACAAACAUAUCAUAUGAAUCUCUGUAAUUCUGCACCAUUAGAAUCGUUCUCCCUUCCCUUGUUUGAUCUUUAAUUUCAUUUGUCCGUGGACCGAAAAGCCCUGAAGUACACAUAGUGCAUUAUUAACUAUAUUGAGAGAUUGACAAAUUUUCUUGUAGUAAUAUUAGAAUUGUUUAACAAUACUUGAGAAAGAAAAAAAAAGGUUUAUUAUAUAUAUAUAUUGCAUGUUAGUGAGCUUUAUAUUAUACCCAGAUGUUAAACAUGGCGUUUUUUUAGGUUUUGACAAAAUGAAACUAAUUUUUACUCCCGUCUUACAUACGCAAUGUCAGCGAUAAUUUGUUAAAUUUUUUAAUAAAAACUGUUUUUGCCAAUGAAAUAUUACAUGACAGUAUUCUCCAGUGUUAUUAACAAAGCCAAGUGUUUUGUUUGAAUCGUUUUUGACAUAUUUUGUAGUUACUUGGGCUGAAGAAAUCAUGUGUAUAUAAUUUUGCAUAUAUUAUCAGGAAAUCUUAAUUAUGGUAACAUUACAGGUUUUUUAUGUAAAUAAUUAUUGUGUUAUACAUGUAUAUAUAUUGGGACUUGCCCAUAUGUCAUGUUGAACACUUUAUUCUGCUUUCACAAGAGUGUAAACUCUAAAGUUUUGCUUUUAAUGAAACAUCCAGACAUUUCAAUUUGACACUUAUUCCAUCCUCUAAGUAUUGAAUCUCUGAACAAAUGUGGCAGCUUUGACUUUUCAGCAGUUACUUCCCUUUGUCAUCACAAUAAAAUUAGAUCCGUCUGCCUAGCUAUCUAAUUAUAGCCUUUUGAUACGGAGACUGUUAACAUCAACAAUUUAGACAACAAAGUUAAAAGCAGGCUUCGUCAAUUUCACACAUUGAGCUUGAUCAGUGCUGAAUUAAAAAUACUUUUCCCCGGUUUUUAAUUUUUCGAUUUAGUUUUGGUACAAAACAAUUUCAGAUAAAACAUUAAUUUUGCACCAUAAAAAUAUAUUAGUUUUACACCAUAAAAAUUCCGAGUUGUGUAAACAUUUUUGUGCUCAGCUUGAAGAAUUUUCAGUUUUGAAAACAGAGUCAAGUGUUUAACAUGUAUGUGAUCUGUGUAAAAAUGAAAGUAUUAAAGAGAUGAUAUGUCAGUGUGGCUUUCUGAAAAGGUGAUCAUCACAAUGUCGGGGCAAAAUCAGGUGAGUUAGUGUUUUUGCCAUAUAAUAAUGAUUUUUAGACUUGUAACCAUAGUGAUUUUCAAAUCUAAAAUCUUUGAUUUGACCUUUCUUGCCUACCGAGUUACAAGAAGAAUAAAUCGAUGAUCGCUCUGUAGUAAGCAGUUGCCAUGGCAGUGUUCUAUAAUUAUUUUCAGAUUCAAGGACUGGAUUGUGAUAUUAUAUAUUUUUGUCAUUUUUUUUUUUCCAACUAUGUAGCUCAAAUA